AUGGGGCCGCUCUUCGCCUCGGCAGUUAUUCUGGGGACUGUAAAUGCUGCGCCGCAAGAGAUUCCAGGCUUUGGCUUUGCACGUGCGUUUGGAAAUAGGAUUAGAGAGCAGAUUCCUGCAGGCUUCAGCAUCGCACGCACGUUUGGAGAUACAAUUAAAGAGCAGAUUGACAUGGCGACAAGGCUUCUGGAACAAUUCGAGGCCUUUAUAUUUAAGUACGGAAAAUCGUACGCCUCGACCGCAGAAAAGCUAAUGAGAUUCGAAAUUUUCAAAGAUAAUCUCAAAUUUAUCGAUUUAAUGAACGCCAGGUCCGAUGGGUCGGUGACGUAUGGCGUCAACUCACUUGCGGAUAUGUCUUAUGAAGAAUUCAAGGCUCGCAAUCGGUACAGAGGAGGAAACAGGGCGAAGGACGGGGCUAAGCGAGUGCGGAGAGAUGCCCCUAAAAGGCGGUUUACGGGGCAGCGAAAAUACUUUGAUGACGAAAGUGGAGGCGGAUUGGCCGGCAACAAGAGGUCGCGAGAGGACUUCGAGAGUGGUGGCAACAGCUCUAUGUACGCGGGCAGUUUUGAUCGCGGCAAAAUUGGAAAGGGAGGCUUUGAUCUUACGAGCCCGCUCUAUCCCGAAUGCAAAGAUCAGAAAAAUUGUGGAUCUUGCUAUGCCUUUGCAGUGGCGGGAGCGAUAGAGAUCGUAUACGCGAAGCAAAGGAGGAAAAUUCUUGAUCUCUCAGAGCAAGAAAUCGUAGAUUGCAGUCAGCCAUUCGGCAACGCAGGAUGUGACGGCGGCGAUUUUACUGAAACUUUCAAAUUCAUCAAAAAUAGAUCGCUCACUUCCGAAUCACAGAAUCCAUACGUUGGUAAAGAAACAAAAAUAUGCAAAAGAGCAAAAGGAGUGGUAUCCGUCAAGAGUUGGUCACACCUCAAAGGUCGUGCAAAUAUCCUAGCGGCAUUGAAAAAAAACAAAGCUCUUCUUGCCGGCGUUAAUGCUGACUCGAGAGCGUUCCAGGUAUACAAGAAAGGGGUUAUGAAAGUGCCGACAUGCGAUCCCAAUGUUCUGGACCACGCAGUCGUGAUCGUCGGAUUUAGAAUAGAAAAAGGGCAGACUAUUUAUGACGUUCGCAACAGUUGGGGGACCAAAUGGGGUGAACGCAAGGGGCACUUCCAGAUAGCAAACAACGACUGUGGGAUAGAAAUGGAUGUUUGGUCGUUUGAUCUAGCUUAAUGAGAUCACGCACCGACUAUUAAUAUCGCCGCGAACGGGAAAAACUCCUCCUUUGCUGCGAAGGAUGAUAAUGGGAACAUGCGAAUCGUCAUCUACGAACACUCUUGAAGCGCGGAAACGUUGAACAAAAAGUCGAUGAAACGAUGAAAACCACCAAUGCGGCGACGAGGCAAUAAUGGGGCAUACGUCAGACGCUCAACUUGCUUUUCAAUCAUUUAUCAACAAUUCCGACAAUAAUACACGACAUAUUUUACAAUAUAUUUCCAUGCG
This is a messenger RNA of Bemisia tabaci, 1488 nucleotides long. The record is from RefSeq and is a predicted model, not a curated record. Lineage: Eukaryota; Metazoa; Arthropoda; Insecta; Hemiptera; Aleyrodidae.